Brassica oleracea var. oleracea is the source of this 1589-nucleotide messenger RNA. RefSeq lists its product as uncharacterized. Gene Ontology annotation, molecular function: lipid binding. The coding region runs from base 115 to 1422 and encodes 435 amino acids. The record is from RefSeq and is a predicted model, not a curated record. NCBI's taxonomy places the organism in Eukaryota, Viridiplantae, Streptophyta, Magnoliopsida, Brassicales, Brassicaceae. The transcript is spliced from 6 exons.
UUCGUCUUCGAUUCUCAUGAAAUUCGAAUAGUAUUGGUUUUCCUUGGGGAAACUAACAUUUGUCUCAGGAAAAUUCGUCAGAUCGGAAUAAAGAUUCUCCGAUCAAGAAACGCCAUGGAUGAGAUGUUAUCCGAUAUAAUGUAUUUCCUGAAGAACCCCUCUUUUACAGAGACAUUUGUCGACAUCAUACUCUGCGCAGUACCGAUUUGGCUCGCCGUAAUGAUCGGUCUAUUGAUCGGAUGGUCUUGGCGUCCGAGAUGGACCGGGUUGAUCUAUCUAGGGUUCCGUUCCAAGCUUCGGUUUCUAUGGACUGCGCCGCCUGGGUUCGGCGCGCGGCGGCUUUGGCUCGCUUUCACAGCCCUCUCGGCUUUCUCCGUGUGCCGUACCCUAUGGUCAAAGCUUGACACGAGAGCCAACAAAUCGACGAGUGGUUCAGCUUCAUCGCAGCAGACAGAGAGUCUUCAAAGUGAUGAAGUUUCCAGACCUAGUAGCGAUGAUAACACGACGGCGAGAGAGCAGGAGAUUGUAACAGAGAAUGAUUUAGAGCAUCUGUUACAGCUGCUUGAAGUGGGAAAUGCGACCAGGGAAUGGCAAUCCAUGAUGGACAAGACUACUCCAAAUAUGAGUUACCAAGCUUGGCGUCAUGAGCCUGAGACAGGUCCUGUUGUUUAUCGGAGUCGAACCAUAUUUGAGGAUGCAAGUCCAGAUAUUGUUAGGGAUUUCUUCUGGGAUGAUGAGUUUCGACCUAAAUGGGAUUUCAUGCUUGCCAACUUCAAAACUUUGGACGACGACACUCGCACAGGAACUAUGAUUGUUCACUGGCGAAAAAAGUUUCCCUUUUUCUGUAGUGACCGAGAGUAUAUCAUUGGUCGGAGAAUAUGGGAGUCUGGAAAUACGUAUUAUUGUGUGACAAAGGGAGUUCCUUAUCCAGCUCUACCCAAGCGUGAUAAGCCGAGGCGCGUUGAGCUUUAUUUCUCAAGUUGGGUUAUCCGAGCAGUUGAAUCCAGAAAAGGAGAUGGACAGCUAUCGGCUUGUGAAGUAUCUCUAGUCCAUUACGAAGACAUGGGAAUCCCAAAAGACGUAGCAAAGUUAGGCGUGCGCCAUGGCAUGUGGGGAGCAGUCAAGAAGCUAAACUCAGGUUUACGAGCCUACCAAACCGCCAGAAAAUCAGACUCUAGUCUAUCCCGAAUUGCUCAAAUGGCAAGGAUCACCACAGUACUGAACAUGGAUUCUACAGAAUCAUCCACAGGAGAUGAAGACAGAAGCAGAGCAAUGGGAUAUGCAAGGAGACAGCGGGACAAUUUGAGAAUGGACUGGAAAUGGGUAGUUGUAGGAGGUGUCGCCUUGGCUUGUGGCCUGCACACUGGGGUCAUUGGUAAGGCUUUACUGGCCGGCGCUGGGCAGAGACUUGCUCGUAGGUGAAAAACCUCGGUCAUAUUCUUAUUAUCUUCCCUUGACAGAAAAAGAGAAACGUUUACAUAUAACCAAGGCAAAUGUAUUUUUCUUUCCGAUGAGAAGAGAAUGUGGUUUUGAUGGUGAACCAUGUAUAGUAGUAGCAUUAAGCUGCGGAGUCUAAAUUGUUUGAGACC